Messenger RNA from Knipowitschia caucasica, 495 nucleotides. The record is from the annotation of a GenBank genome assembly. Lineage: Eukaryota; Metazoa; Chordata; Actinopteri; Gobiiformes; Gobiidae.
AUGAUGGCGGCAACUCUCACUCUACAAGAUUUUUUACAUGAUGCUCCUGUCACGAGUUUCAGUUCCCGCACCCUGCAUCGCCCACCUGGAUCUCGCAUCACCCGCCUGGACACCAACUACAGGAGCCUGGACACCAACUACAGGAGCCUGGACACCAACAGGAGCCCGGACACCAACUACAGGAGCCCGGACACCAACUACAGGAGCCUGGACACCAACUACAGGAGCCUGGACACCAACUACAGGAGCCUGGACAACAACUACAGGAGCCUGGACACCAACUACAGGAGCCUGGACACCAACUACAGGAGCCUGGACACCAACUACAGGAGCCUGGACACCAACUACAGGAGCCUGGACACCAACUACAGGAGCCUGGACAACAACUACAGGAGCCUGGACAACAACUACAGGAGCCUGGACAACAACUACAGGAGCCUGGACAACAACUACAGGAGCCUGGACAACAACUACAGGAGCCUGGACACCAGCUGA